This is a messenger RNA of Paralichthys olivaceus (Japanese flounder), 880 nucleotides long. The record is from RefSeq and is a predicted model, not a curated record. Lineage: Eukaryota; Metazoa; Chordata; Actinopteri; Pleuronectiformes; Paralichthyidae.
GGCCCGGAGCUGUGUGUGUGUGUGAAAGGGGACCCCGCCCGCCUCCAUGGCUCACUCGUCAGACCCGUCCCGCAGGGAGAAGACCCCCGGCCCACAGGGGUCGCACACCGCCACACGCAACCUCUUGCGGAAGAAGGAGCAGCGGCGGCGUGGAAUCCGAUCCUCCUCGCCCAUGGGCCGGGUCAUCCUCAUCAACUCCCCUGUGGACGGUGGAGAUGACAGCGAGGACCUCCACACCAUCACUGUGGAUAAGAGUGUGGAUGGGAAGCUCGGCUUCAGCGUGCGCGGAGGCUCCGAACACGGCCUCAGCAUCUUCGUCAGUAAGGUGGAGGACCACAGCACAGCGGAGGAAGCGGGUCUGCUCGUAGGAGACAAACUGGUGGAGGUGAAUGGCAUCAGCCUGGAGAGCAUCACCAUGAGCAGCGCCGUGAAGGUCCUGACAGGAAACAACCGGCUGAGGAUGGUGGUGAGACGAGUCGGCAAAGUCCCCGGCAUUCGCUACUCCAAAGAGAAGACUACCUGGGUGGACUUGAUUCACAGGCGUAUGGUGGUGGAGGAGAGCGGGAGGACGCCGUCGGAGGCCAGCUCCGGCAGCGCCCUCCGGAGGAUUGUGCACCUCUACACCACCUCAGAUGACUACUGCCUCGGCUUUAACAUCCGGGGGGGGAAGGAGUUUGGUCUGGGAAUCUACGUCUCUAAACUGGAUCCCGGUGGACUGGCUGAGCAGAACGGAAUAAAGAUGGGGGACCAGAUCCUGGCGGCCAACGGCGUGAGCUUUGAGGACAUCAGCCACAGCAGCGCGGUGGAGGUGCUGAAGAGCCACACACACGUCAUGCUGACCAUCAAGGAAGCAGGACGAUACCCUGCUUAUAAGGAGAUG